Ilyonectria robusta is the source of this 900-nucleotide messenger RNA. RefSeq lists its product as uncharacterized. NCBI's taxonomy places the organism in Eukaryota, Fungi, Ascomycota, Sordariomycetes, Hypocreales, Nectriaceae. The transcript is spliced from 2 exons. The record is from RefSeq and is a predicted model, not a curated record. Bases 1 to 900 code for a protein of 299 amino acids.
AUGUCCCCACCGAGGACCACAUCACCUAAUGAAAUCGAAGACGAUAGACAAAUGAUAGAGUCUAGGUGGCCAGACAAAGUUCUUGCUCGGAUUUACACCGAGCUACCGACGCCUCUGACUAUCACCGUGGCACCAGAUAAUACCUGUGGAUUUAUCACAGGGGGAUAUUGGCCAAUGACCUGUAUAAAUGGAAAAACCUGCUCGUGGGAAUCGGGUAAGCUCAACGCCAUUUUGUGUGGGUUGGAGGGAUUCUUUACCACAUGCCUCGGCCGAGAUGACGCUCUGGACCCAGAUAUAUGCGGUGACUCUUGCAAAAGCGACUGGCAUAUUCGGCUGUGUACCGUGUCGUCUUUGGCAUGGUGUAAAACCAAAAAAUACCAGUAUGGUGUUAUGGAUUACGGAUGCGCUUCAGAAGAAUCAACUGUGACCAUUUCGUUCAACCGCGGGAACCGGGACCUCGAGUUUAGAACGACUGUUCUGGGAGAUACGUCGGGAUCGACUACAUUGCCUGAAUCGAAGACAUUGUUUAAGUCCACGACAGGACCUAAAUCCACAACAUGGACGGAGUCGACGACAUUGACUGAAACAUCGACGUCAACUGGGCCAUUAACAUCAACUACAGGGAUUGACACGACUUCUACUUCGGGGCCCAGAGGCAAUAACAACACUGGCUCAAUUGUGGGAGGUGUACUUGGAGGCUUGGCCCUCGUUUGUUUUAUGAUUCUGGGAGUUAUGUUUCUGCGUCACCGAGGAAGACACGCCCCAUCGGUAACCAAUCCCAACCCAGACCGUGGCCACAUUAAAGCCGAGUUGGAUGUUACGCCAUCCCCCAAUGCGUAUCCAGCAACAAGUACUCUACAAGGCAGUGGUCAACGAGUCGAAGGUGACUCCGUCGAAUGA